Alternaria rosae is the source of this 1101-nucleotide messenger RNA. RefSeq names its product FAS1 domain-containing protein. The record is from RefSeq and is a predicted model, not a curated record. Bases 1 to 1101 code for a protein of 366 amino acids. Lineage: Eukaryota; Fungi; Ascomycota; Dothideomycetes; Pleosporales; Pleosporaceae. Gene Ontology annotation, biological process: macroautophagy. Gene Ontology annotation, cellular component: fungal-type vacuole membrane. The transcript has 2 exons.
AUGCUAGCCAAGCGCGUAUUCCCAGUCGCUUUGCUUACCAUCCUCGCAACUUCUUCUCCAGUGGAGAGGGACACCAAAGACUCUGCCCCUCUCUUGACUGCCAUUUCAAACGACCCAGACCUUUCCAUCUUCUACAGCCUUAUCAACAGCACUGGUGGCGCCAGCGGCAUUCCUGGUCCCCAAUUUGAAGAGCGAUUCAACAACCUCACUGAUGGACGCAAAUACACGGCCUUUGCACCUGUCAACUCGGCUUUCAAGAAUUUACUCCAAGAACUGAGCACAGCUUUGACAGCACCAGCGUCCUAUCCGCUACUCGAGUUUAUCCUGCGAAGCCACAUCGUACAAGGAUCGAUCACAACGGAAGACGUUAAGACUUCGGGCAAGUCCGUCACUGCCAUCGAAGGCACACCUCUCUCGUUCAGCUCGGCAGGAGAAACUGUCUCAGUCAACAAGCAAGCCAACUUAGUCUCCACGUCCAGGACCGAGGUCGGAAACGGAGCCAUCUUCAAAAUCACAUCGGUACUCGAUUCCUUCGCUGGACUCUUCGGGGCUGAUGAUUUCAACAAAGCCGCAUCCGCGUCAUACCCAGCAUCUCAGAACGAGGGUUCGAUUGCAUCGGCCCUGGCUUCUCAAAAAGACCUAUCGACAUACGUGGAGCUCUUGAACGCGACAUCUCCAGACUUUGCCUAUCUUCUCGACGGAUCUCUCGGCCAAGGCAAGAACCUCUCCAUCUUCGCGCCGAGCAACGAAGCACUUCAGGCUCUUGGGCAAAGCGUAAAGGCUCUUCAACCAAGCAACAACGCACUGUCUUCCUAUUUGCUCAAGUACCCUUUCAUUGACACGACAUCGACUGGUCAGGAGAAGUCCAUCGUUGGAUUCCCUGCCACCGUUGAAAGGGACAACAAGGGAGCUAUCACGAGCGUUAAUAACGCUGCUGUGAAGGGAGAGGCAUACUGUGUCAGUGGCGCAUGCGUGUACACUGUGGACAAGUGGUUGGACCCUAUCUUUGCGGGAGCUGGUGCGGGAAACUCUUCAGCAUCGUCAGGAGGGCCGGCUCUUGUUGAACAUAGCGGCAGCAACCCGAAUUCGCAUUGCUGCUAG